Molecule: messenger RNA, 560 nt
Organism: Dicrocoelium dendriticum
Lineage: Eukaryota; Metazoa; Platyhelminthes; Trematoda; Plagiorchiida; Dicrocoeliidae
Source: the annotation of a GenBank genome assembly
UUCACCACUUACCUGCUGUGUCAAACGUACUUCAACAUUGCCAGAUGUUUUGUUCACUCGCCCGCCAGCUUCACUGUAAUAUUUAGAAUACUCGCUUUGUUCCCGGACAAUGCUUACUUUGCGAUCGCGUUUGUAUGUUGUUCUACUGGUUCGAAGUUUGCGCCAUUUAAUUCUUCCUUUAGCACCCGUUGAUGAUACCUCACAGUGAACUCUUUAUCUCACCUUACAACUUAUUUCUCUGGAAUUUCACUCUGCUCUCCUCUCUUGUCCAACUUUGUCUUCAUACUCCCAUUUCAUACCUCCACGCAAUCUUGCAUCCUCUUUUCAACACAUAUGACGCUCAGCGGCACAGACGACAAGCACAAAACUUUUCCUCCAUGGUACGCGGUCGACCGACAGCUGUCACUAAGAAUGGAGCGAAAACCACCGUCACACCCGACCAUGCCGCCCACUCUGAUAGCCCAAGUUCUUCCUCCAUCCUUGCAACGGUGUUUAUGCUUUUUUAUCCGUCCUCGAAACUGACCGGACCACUCGUCCAUGCUCGACUUUCGUCUGAUUGA